CCCCUGGACCCGCCCCCGAGAGGAGGGCCGGAUCGCGAUAAAAGGGCGCCGCGCCGCGCCGCCGAGGUCACAGGCUUGAGUGGAAAGACAUAGAGCAUAUCAUGUUGAAGAUGAGCGGGUGGCAGCGACAGAGCCAAAACCAGAGCCGGAACCUGAGGAGAGAGUGUUCCCGAAGGAAGUCUAUCUUCAUACAUCAUCACACCUGAAAGCAGGAAAUACAUACUGAAGUAUUUAAGAGUAUGGAAGACGAGCUGGAGAUGUGUUUCAGGGAGUAUGACUAAGCUUUAACCCUGGGUUCAGUCCCCAGAAAUAAAAAAAAAUAAUA
Molecule: messenger RNA, 325 nt
Organism: Sorex fumeus (smoky shrew)
Lineage: Eukaryota; Metazoa; Chordata; Mammalia; Eulipotyphla; Soricidae
Product: DDIT3 upstream open reading frame protein
Exons: 3
Coding region: 102-206 (34 amino acids)
Source: RefSeq, a predicted model, not a curated record